Penicillium digitatum Pd1 is the source of this 741-nucleotide messenger RNA. RefSeq names its product mitochondrial 54S ribosomal protein mL38. Lineage: Eukaryota; Fungi; Ascomycota; Eurotiomycetes; Eurotiales; Aspergillaceae. The record is from RefSeq and is a predicted model, not a curated record.
AUGCGUCUGGCUCUUGCUCUCUUCGCGAUUGCAGCGGCUAUCACUGCAGCAUCUGCUAGCACGGUCCCCCCCGAACUGGCAGUCAUCGGCGAGCCACCCACCGUUUUGAAUGUGACAUAUUCUGUAGGAUCAUCCGAAGUCAGCUUCAAGCCGGGUGAUUUCCUCAAUACAACCGUCUCCAAGAAUGCACCCAAGCCGCACCUGCAGGAGUUGGGGUCGAGUAGAACCAGUCGCUACCUUCUGCUGAUGGUUGAUCCCGACUGGAAUCAAACUACUCCUCCAUCGGUAAUUGUGCACACCGUUGUCGCCAACCUGACCAGAAGUAUCAACAGCAGUAGCAAGGAGAACGUUAUCGCGACAUAUGUUGCUCCCCAGCCCAAGUCCGGAACACACAAUUACACUUUGUUCCUCUUCAAUCAACCCUCCAACUUUAAUAUGCCCGUCUACUACGAAUCAUUCAUGGAGACGACCGAUCAAACCCCAAUCAACCGAUUGAACCUGCCCCUAGAGAGUUUCAUCAACCAGACGGGACUGGGAACACCGGUUGCAGCCAAUUACUUUCGUGUUAUGGCGAGAAACGGCACAAGCACUGGCACUAUUAGCACUGGUGCCACCACUGGCACCAUCACCACUGGCACCACCACCAGUAGCGCCUUUAGUGGGGCAGCCAUCAAGAUAGUGGCCAGCCAUUAUCUGGCGGGUGCACUGGCCCUAGUGGGAGCAGCAGUUCUUACUAUUUAA